UUUGUUUGCAAAUCUUGUUUAAAGCUAAAGGAUUUUGCUGGAAAUUUCAAUGUUUCGAGGGAGCGAAUCGUGAACGAUGACUAUAUGGGUUAAUUUAAUUCUCUCUCUGUAAAUUAGGGUUUGGUUUGUUUGUUCUUUUUCUUUUUUUUUUGGACGAUGCCGAUGGCAAUGAUGGUCAAUAAUUCGAGCUAUGGCUGCAAAUUACCAAGGGAGAUAAUUGAAGAGAUAGUGUUAAGAUUAGAUGCAAAAUCUGUGACACGGUUCAAGUGCGUCUCCAAAUCUUGGUUGUCCAGAAUAAGCGACCCAAGUUUCAUGAGUUGCCACCACAAACGACAGGUACCUCGUACACUCCUAGGCCUGCAAUUUCUUGACGAUGUUUUGGGUAUUAACGAAGAUUGUGGAAUGUUAUGCUCAUUCCGUAGCUCGGAAAACUUCCAUGAGAUUUCGUCUAAGGUAUUCCCCAUUUACAAGUUGAGGAGGGAGAAUAUGGCAAUGGCCUUUGUGGGUAGUCAUUAUGGUGUGAUUUGUUGGGUAGACAAAAUUCAUAAUUGUGUUUAUCUUUGGAACCCAACAAUCGAAAAGCAUAAGAAACUCCCUCCAUCCCCAUAUACUCCAUCUGAACCUGGUAGUUUUUCUCCACUACUUACUCUGUAUGGCUUUGGGUACGAACCAUUGACCAAUGAUUUCAAAGUGGUGGCUGCGUGUGGAGGUAAAGAUACAGAAACACGCAAGUGUAGUAACUUCUUUCAAACAUGUGAGCAAGUUUCACUGUAUAGUUUGAACAGCAAUUCAUGGAAAACUAUGGUCAUGCCUGACCUGUUUUCUUCAGAUCAAGAUUAUGAUUCUACCAUGCUGCGUAUCUUUCCGAUCAAUGGUACGGCUUCCGUUGUUGUUAGCGGCUCUAUUCAUUGGCCAAUCACUAUUGUACGUCCACAACUUAGACAAGAAAAUUUGGUUAAGGUGUAUUCUGAUGGGGUAGUUGCUUUUGAUCUAAGUAGCGAGCAAUUUAAGCUCAUUAAUCCCCCUUCGUCUUUAAACAAUGAAGUCUUUUACGUUAGAAGUAUUUAUAACUUGUGUGGCUGCCUAUCUCUGCUCACUUCACCAUCAUAUUUGUUAUCAUGUAUUGAGAUAUGGGUCAUGAAGAAAUAUGGUGUCUCAAAUUCUUGGACCAAACAUAUUUCUUUGGACUUGGUUGACCGAUCUUUGCCAUCCUCUCCUAGAAAUACAUUCCAGCCAUUAGGUGUAUUACAUAAUGGUAACCUCUUACUCGAAUCAAGAUAUCGUGGUACUCUGGCCUUUUAUGAUCCCAGGAGUGAUAGUGGAAGGCUCCAAAAUGUAUGUCCAUGGGAGCAGGUUUUCUACUUUGCUACUUAUGCUGAGAGUAUCUUCCUAAGUUAAACAAAUGAGGCACAAGUUUUUGUCUUUACUUCUUCAAAGUAUGGUUCUUGGCUGAUUGAUUCGAUCUCUUCCUCUUAAUUUUAGUAGUGUUAUUUUGGUGUUCUGGUACUUUGUAUUUUUGGAAUAUUUAUUAGUUUAUUCGGGUUUCCAUUUAGAAUUUUAUUACUGGUUCGUUAAAAUGAUUUCAUGCUUAUUAUU
Messenger RNA from Humulus lupulus (European hop), 1596 nucleotides. Its product is annotated as F-box/kelch-repeat protein At3g23880-like. Bases 157 to 1398 code for a protein of 413 amino acids. The record is from RefSeq and is a predicted model, not a curated record. The transcript has a single exon. NCBI's taxonomy places the organism in Eukaryota, Viridiplantae, Streptophyta, Magnoliopsida, Rosales, Cannabaceae. Gene Ontology annotation, molecular function: protein binding.